Molecule: messenger RNA, 1484 nt
Organism: Caenorhabditis sp. 36 PRJEB53466
Lineage: Eukaryota; Metazoa; Nematoda; Chromadorea; Rhabditida; Rhabditidae
Source: the annotation of a GenBank genome assembly
AUGCUGUCGAGUGGUCAGGCACUACGCCACCUCUCCACCGCCGCCCACAACCAUCAGGGGUAAGAAAAUCGAUAAAUUAAACAGAGAAAAUGUGAAAAUCCAAAUUUCAGGCUUUGCGGCCCGGCCGUCAAACUCUUGCUCAUUCAAUACGGACUCGAAGGUCGGAAAAUCGACGGAAGUGGUCCGAAAAAGAACAUUCUGAAGAGUGAUGUGCUGAAAAUUGUGGAAACGGAAAAAUUAAAGCCAGUACCAGUUGUGGCCCUGGCGCCAAAGGAAACGGCGGUCGAAAAUAAGCGUAUUGAAAAGGUUUGUGUCUGAAAAGUUUGAGAAAACAUAGAAAUCACGAAAAAUUCCACUGAAACUCCGGAUUUUCCAAGAUAAUUCAAAAAAUCCAGAAAAACCAUCAAUUAUCUCAAUUUUCGUUAAAAAUUCAAUAAAAUCCGUUUUCCAGCCAAAAAACUGUAAAACACCUAGAAAUUCGAUUUUUCUUCCUGAAAUUCCAAGAAAAUUCCAGAAAACGGACAUUUUGGGCGCCAAAAACCGCAGUCUCCGCCACUACGACGACAUUCCGCUGACGAACAUCCGAAGUGUGAUUGCCAAACGAUUAACCGCCUCCAAAGUUGCUUUUUUAUCAUUUUCGACCGGAAUGUCCCAAUUUUCAGCAACAAAUUCCCCACGAAUACCAGGGAAUCGACGUGCGAAUCGACGAUAUUCUCGCGUUGCGCCGAAAAUUGAAAUCCACCGGAACGGCCGUUUCUCUCAAUGAUUUCAUCAUCAAAGCUGCCGCCCUCGCCCUCAAAGUACGCUCUUUUCGUAGAAAAUACCGAACAUGUCGAAAAAUCGCAGGCAGUUCCGUCGAUAAACGUGCGCUGGAGCGAGGAGGGAAUAGUGCGUCUCGGAUCGAUCGAUAUUUCGGUGGCGGUGGCCACGCCCACCGGACUGAUAACUCCGAUUGUGGAGCACGCGGACGUGCUCGGAGUGCUCGCCAUCUCGAGCAAAGUCAAAGAGCUCUCCGGGCUCGCGAAGGAGAGCAAACUGAAGCCCCACCAGUUCCAGGGCGGCUCUUUCACGUCAGUUUUGAAAAUUUCCCUAAAUUCUGUGAAUUUGUUCGAUGCUUGCAGAAUCUCAAACCUGGGAAUGUUCGGAAGUGUGUCCAACUUCACCGCCAUCAUAAAUCCGCCGCAAUGCGCGAUCCUGACGAUCGGAGGAUCCAGGACGGAGGUCAUUUCCAGGAACGGACAGCUAGAGACACAGAAAUUGUACGCUUUUUUCAGGACAAUCUUUUCCAUGUUUCAAAGCGAAAACAUGCAAAACAUUGAUUUUACAGGAUGGGCGUGAAUCUGUGUUUCGACGGACGCGCCAUCUCGGAAUUCUCUGCGAAACAAUUCCUUUUGCACUUUUCCGAAUCGCUCUCCGACCCGGAUUUGCUCGUCGCGGAGCCCAUUUCGCCGGAACUCGACUUUGAUUUCGCCCGUCUUUUGUAG